CAAUACAGCGUCUAUUCUGUCGGAAACGCAGAAGAAGAAUAACAACAACCGUUGUUGUGUAGACUUUUAUAUGAACUAUGUCGAUUUAGCUCACAUUUGCAGCAACGUAACGUAUUAGCUACUGUCGUUCGGACGUUUUUAUCCCAGUACACUACCAUGCAGCUGUUAAACUAGCUUGAGUCGUGGAGUACAGAAGCGAGUUUCUCAAAACAAAGCACUUGUUUUUAAACGUUGACGGUAUUGUUAUUUAAGUCUUCUUCUCGUGUGUCAUCCGUGCCCAAUGGGGUUCAAUAAGACGUACAUCAGUAUCGGGUAUGCCUCUUUGGGCAUGCUUAUGGGAUUCUCUGCGUUUCUCGUGUGGAACGCCGCGUACAAACAAUCAUGGACAGCUGCAAUGGGAGGAUUAUCAGGUGUGCUGGCUUUCUGGGCCCUCAUCACCCACAUCAUGUACUUGCAGGACUACUGGCGCACCUGGCUGAAGGGCCUCAAGUUUUUCCUUUUCAUGGGUGUCUUCUUUGCCCUUCUGGCAGUGGUGGCCUUCAUCACCUUCCUCUCCCUCGCCAUCACCAACAAAGAGUCACUGACUGACCCGAGGAGCCUGUUCCUGUCGGGCGUGUGGAGUUUAAUGACCCUGAAGUGGUCCAUCCUGCUGGCCCUCUACUCCCACCGCUACCGCAAAGAGUUUGCUGACAUCAGCAUCCUCAGUGACUUUUGAUAAGGGCCAUUGAACCCCUCUAUAGUGAGGGAAUGAGUACCAUGAUCUCCACCUAUGCCCGCGCCUCCUCGUUUAGGUUACCCCCUCUUUUCCUAUGUCUGUGAAAUCAAAUCAACGUUAAUUUGUCACGUGCACAGGAUACAACCGGUGUAAACAGUACAGUGAAAUGCUUACCUGCAAGCUCUUCCUUAACAAUGUAGUAUUCAAUAUCAAAGGGAAAGAAAUGGAACAUCCACAGUAGAAUCUUAAAGCUCACAGAAACAGGGAAUGCUCAGCGCCUGCUAGCCAGUUUAUCCACAAGUUCAUCCCUAUUUUAUACUGUUUAUGGAUUUUACUGUCUUCAUAUACAUAUGUAUGUGACACUCUUGUCUGUGUUCCUGUUGUAUGUCCUCUAAAGUUUUCGUCAUAUGCCAAUAUCUCUCUUUUUAUGAGAUAUGGGGUUCUUAUUUGAUGAAUUUGUAUCUAACCCUUGAUGAUCAUGUACAUCUACCUAUGAUGUUUUUUUACUAUCUUAUAUAUAUAUAUAUAUAUAUAUAUAUAUAUAUAUAUAUAUAUAUAUAUAUAUAUAUAUAUAUAUAUAUAUAUAUAUAUAUAUAUAUAUAUAUAUAUAUAUAAUAUUAUUCCUUCUCUGAUUUAUUUGUGGUUAUGAUACAGAAUUGACUUCCAUUCUCUUGCCACAAGGGGGCGUCACUCCAUCAAAUGCGUUGGCUGUUGGAAAAUGUUUGUUUUUAGAUGGAAAAUGUUAGUUUUUUAGAUGUAAGCCUAUCUCAGAAUUCAUCUCAGUGUAGUAUAACUGUACUCUACCUGCACAAAUCAUAGAACAUCAAUUCUAGACAACAAUAGGACACAUCACAGGCAUGUUUGGGAAAUCCCAAGUAGUUGGAUUUUAGUAUGACUCUGUUCUGUGUUAUUCGUUUUUGCACUUUGUGCUUGGGUUCAUAAAAACUUACUGUGACCUGAAGUGAUGUGACGAAGCCACUACAUUUAGUUUGUUGGGUCUCAACACUAUUUGGAAACACUUUACUUAAUGCUGACCGGUAUAAUGCAUUUUGUAUGCAGCUAUAAUGCUUUGUAAGACUUAUCAUAAGACUUGUUUGACCCCCCUUUUAUAAAGUCUUAUAGCCUUAUACCUGCCAGUGUUAGUGGCUAACACAGCAUCCCACCACCACUGUAUAAAAUGAUUAUAUGAAGAAAGAUUGUACUACCAUCCCAUAAUGUAAGAACAACUGCUUUUAUAACAGUUGCAAAUUAAUUUCAAAUGUCUCUUUUUAGUACUCAUCGUAUUUCAAUGGAGAUAUUUCGUAGUAUUUUUAUUAUUGCCAUGAUGGGAAGUUGUCAACAAAGUGAGCGAGGACCGAACCAACGAUGUCACAAGUGUGAGAGGGGACCAUUGGGGCUUAAUAAUAUGAGCCUUUGACCAAUUUUAUUCCGGUAAACGCUUUGACUCCCAACACAAGGACCCGAGUCCGAAAAGGUACCCUACUCCCUAGAUAGUGCACUACAGACGGACCAAGGACUAAUUGCGUGAAUUCUUCAGUAAUCCUAAACAUUUGUUUGUUGCUUCUCCGAUCCAAAAUAUUGGUGAUCAUCAUACUGCUGCCUGUGGAGAUGAAUUUGAUCCUGUUCUUCCUUUUUCCUUUUAAAAAGUCUGUUUCUAUGUGAGCUACCACAUCUAGCAUAUUGUAAUAAUGAAACAUGAAAUGAUGUAUAUCCACUUGCGUGUGUGUAGGAAUGUAUGUCUGUUGUACAGGUAUGUAUGUGAGAGCCAUAUUAAUAAAAUAUAAUUGUAGGACA
Molecule: messenger RNA, 2509 nt
Organism: Oncorhynchus kisutch (coho salmon)
Lineage: Eukaryota; Metazoa; Chordata; Actinopteri; Salmoniformes; Salmonidae
Product: heme transporter hrg1-A
Exons: 3
Coding region: 281-715 (144 amino acids)
Biological process (GO): heme transport
Cellular component (GO): lysosomal membrane; plasma membrane
Molecular function (GO): heme binding; heme transmembrane transporter activity
Source: RefSeq, a predicted model, not a curated record